This is a messenger RNA of Chaetomium fimeti, 1344 nucleotides long. RefSeq lists its product as uncharacterized. Bases 1 to 1344 code for a protein of 447 amino acids. Lineage: Eukaryota; Fungi; Ascomycota; Sordariomycetes; Sordariales; Chaetomiaceae. The transcript has 2 exons. The record is from RefSeq and is a predicted model, not a curated record.
AUGGGAAGGCUCUCACUCUUCUGUCUCUUCGGGCGGCUGCGCAGACGCGAAAAGCGAGCAAGCAAUGCCCCAUCAGUGGCACCACCCGCGACACCCGAGCACCAGCAGCCCACCCCGCGAGUCUCUAGUUCCAUCACAUUGGAAACACUCCCAGCCGAGCUGCGGCACCUGAUACUGGAAUCAAUCGAAGACAUCAAGGACCUCAAGGCGCUGGUGUUCGCAUCACCCGUAUAUCAUCAGCAGUACCUCCACAGCCGCAAAUGGCUCCUCCGCCGCACGCUUCAAACCACCCUAGGCAACGGCAACGUGCUGGCGGAUGCAUAUGCAGCGCACACCUCCGGCUCGCUGCAUGAGGAGGGGGUCGAAUCGCAUAUCCACGCGGACACCUUCCGCCUCUUUAUGGACCAGUACAUAGCCCACCGGUCCGUUGGCCCCGGGCAGGUCUGGGCCGAGGCCGCCGCCACGGAGGACGACCUUAUCGAGAUGGCGGCCUUCUACCUCGCCGUGACGUGCCCUUUAUUGAGGAUCUGCUCCUCCGUCCUCCUCAUGCGCCUCAACCGUUCCCCUGACGACAGCCGCCUGUCCAGGGCGGAGCGUACGCGUUUCCUCCGUGCGCUGUACCGCUACCAGACCUACUGUAACAUUUUCGGCAUGCGUCCCGGUGGGGAUUACAAGCCGUUCAACCUCCCCCAUGAAGAGCGGCUGGUGAGCUUUUUCGGCCUGUUUCCCCCCUGGGAGAUUGAGGAGAUCAACUGCAUCUAUGCCUUGGUCCGCGACAAAUGCGAGAAGAUCUUCGAUACCACCACAAUGGCAGACCUGGCCAAGGAUCACCCCGGGUCCGACCCAGCAGCCAACCGAUACCUGAGGUCGUUUAACCUUUCUUCCCCUUGUAAGUGCCACUACCUAGGCAUCGCCUCACGCGGCCUACACGCCUUCCUCGAAAUAGUACAGACCCCCGACGACGAGACGCUGGUCAGGGCGAUGCAGAAGUACAUGGUGUGGCACGAGCGCUUCCUCGAGGAAACCAUGAUGUUGCCGACACAGUGGCGGCGGCGGUCGCGCCACCCGUCGGCCGAGGACCAGGCGCAGGCCCGCCGCGACCGGCUGCCCUUCGUGGGGGAUGAGCAGGGCUUGAUGGAUGGCAGGUCACCGGCGCCGCCGGUGGCGUGGGUGGUUAUGUGGCGGGGCCAGUUCAAGAAUGAGUAUGGGCAGGCGGUUGAUGAGAGGUUUAGGAAGUGGGGGUAUGUGUUUUGGGAUUGUAAGCGUCUGAAGGAGAGCGGGCGGAGGGAGACGUUGGUGCGCGACCUGCGGAAUCCUGAUAUGACGAGGAUGCGGUGGGACUAA